This is a messenger RNA of Boleophthalmus pectinirostris (great blue-spotted mudskipper), 1766 nucleotides long. Its product is annotated as thiosulfate sulfurtransferase/rhodanese-like domain-containing protein 2. Bases 81 to 1463 code for a protein of 460 amino acids. Lineage: Eukaryota; Metazoa; Chordata; Actinopteri; Gobiiformes; Gobiidae. The transcript has 9 exons. The record is from RefSeq and is a predicted model, not a curated record.
UGCUCUGCGAGGUUCCGCCUUCUGCUCCGUGCACGCUCCAGCUCAGCUCAUGUGGUUUUUAUGCACAUUUAAAAAUAACCAUGGCAUCAGAUGGAGUGUCCUGUUCAGAGUUUAUAGAUUUGGACAUCGAUCUAAAUCCUCAUCAUGAACAAGAGACAUGUAAACAAGAGAAACAACUGUGCGCGUCUCUGCGGAAACAUUACAGCCUGUGCAGAAGAAAGUCUUUUGCUGCAUUUGUGGCCUCCAAGAAGUCUGAAUGCAGUGAGUGCUGGAGCUGCUGUGGUCACACCUUCACUGAGCACUCUGCCAUUCACAAACAUGUGGCCCGGAGCCAUCAGGCCGAGGUGGAGCAGAACGCCCUCACAGCCUUUGAGAAGGUCCAGACAGAGGAACGGGAAGCACAGCCAGACCCACAGCAAUCUGACCUACGACCGGGGCUGGAGAACAUGGACAUCUCCUCAUGGAUCCCUGACACCAGCCACCUGUCUGAGGAGCAGCUCACACAAGCCCCUGGCAGAGUGCUGCUGUAUUACUGUUACUGUGAUGUGUCUGAGCCUCAUGUGCUCUGUGCCUGGCAGAGAGCGCUCUGUGAGAAACUCCACCUCACGGGGAAGGUGAGGGUGGCCUCAGAGGGCAUCAAUGGCACUGUUGGAGGCACCUUUGCUGCUACAGAGCUCUACAUCCAGAGCAUGUGCUCCAACCCCAUCCUCAACAUGCACAGGGACGACUUUAAGACGAGUGCAGGAGGAGCAGAGUGCUUCACAGAGCUGAGGGUGGGGGUCUACAGAGAGAUCGUGCCCAUGGGGGUGGACCCUCAGCUGGUGUCUUACCGCUUGGCAGGGACUCACCUGGAGCCAGAGGACUUCCACAGGGAGGUGGAGGCGCUGCUGGCCAAAGACAGUACACACAGAGACACCAUUCUCCUCGACUGCCGCAACUUCUACGAGAGUAAAAUUGGACAGUUCACUCAGUGCCUGGCCCCAAACAUCCGGAAGUUCAGUUACUUCCCCGACUAUGUGGAGCAAAACCUGGAUGUGUUCAGAGGGAAGCGUGUGCUCAUGUACUGCACCGGGGGCAUCCGCUGUGAGCGCGCCUCCGCCUACCUCAGGUCAAAGGAGGUGUGUAAGGAGGUGCUGCAGCUCAGAGGAGGCAUCCACAGAUAUCUGGAGCACUUUCCUCAGGGACAUUAUCGAGGCAAACUGUUUGUGUUUGACGAGCGAUACGCCAUCUCUUCCAACGAUGACGUCAUCUCAGACUGCAGGUACUGCGGCGCCCCCUGGGACCAGUACGAGCUGUGUUCCACCGUGUCGUGCCGUCAGCUGGUGCUGUCCUGCCCCACGUGCAGAGGGGAGGGGCGGACUGCCUGCUGCCCCACCUGCCAGAGCAAAGACCCCGUCCCACACAAUAACAGGGAGGAGUGUGAGUGCACCACGGGACGCCCCAGGAUCCCUCUGGAGAUAUGAGACUGUCUGCUGCUCUGUUUUUAUUCCUUAAUGUUUUUUUUUUUCUUUUUUUUAAUGCUGUCUUGGUCAGGUUAGCAAUCUAAUGUACCUUGAUUUCUGAUGUUUAAGUGCAAAUAUCAGGUUAGAUGACUGAUUUCACAAAAAUAUAAUUACAUGAUUAUAUUAUAAAUUAUAACAUUUUUUUUUACAAAAAAUCAUUGAUGUAAUCUCAUAACUGUUAUGUGGCAACCAUACUGCAUACAAUGACCAAAACUUGCACAAUAAAUUGUACCUUUAUUUUGUUAAAUGAAGGCUUAAACUGUC